AUGGCGACUCGGGCGCAAACGCGCACCAAUCUCGUGGUCUCGCGAGUCGUCCCGCCCGUGUUGCUCGGGAUCGUCGCCUACGCCUCUUAUGCCAUCACGAAACCAUUAUGCAUCGAUUACCUGUUGUAUCCCUUACCUUCGCAUAAUAUCCAUUCUCGGCGCGGCGCCGGCGCCGCGAUCCUUGCGGUCUACUAUGUUCUCUUAAUCGCCAUGGUGACGACUUAUUGCCGCUUGCUCUAUACUGUGCUCCGAAACACUGGAUAUUUACCUUAUGGACAGGAGCGCAUCGACUCUGAUCAAGAGAAGCUGAAGUCCAGCGACUCCCGGGGCAGCCGGUCUCGCCGUGGGGCCCGUACAAAGAAGCGGCAAACGGAGAAAAAACCCACGAAGGAGGUUGACCUUGAGCGGGGCGUGGUUAGUAAUACUGAGGAUGUGGCAGUGGGCAACUCGCUUGGUCUCGAAUAUUUCUACCAGAAGGACGUUUAUGUCUGCCAGGAGGAUGGCCGGCCGCCGUAUUGCUCAAAGUGCUGCCAAUUCAAGACGGACCGCGCGCAUCACUGUCGCGAGGUAGACCGCUGCGUCCGCAAGAUGGACCACUUCUGGUUGGAGGAGUGGUUGGGGAAAACUUCAUUCAAGUUUUUCAUCCAGUUCGUCUUUUACACUGCCGUGUUCUGUUUCUUCACCCUUAUCGUUUCUGCAUAUUUCCUUAGCGAGCUUAGGAGACGUAGCGGAGAUGUUAAUGCGCAUUGGAUUGUGUGCAUCGUACUAAGCGGCCUCUUCGGCUUCUUUUCGGGAGGCAUGACACUGAGCGCCGUCCAAAUGGCCCUGUUCAAUUUGACAACGAUCGAAAGCCUGAACAAAAACACCCACGUCUGGAUCCUCGCAAUCCGUGUCCCAGAGCACCUCCUUGACCGGCUCUGGGUAAACGACUCACCAUGGACCCCUUCAUUCAAAAUGGUGACCUACCCGCCUCGGACCCUGCAGAAUCUCCACCCAUACGACCACUCCCCCCCUGAGCGGCACGUUUUUGCAAUUCUCCACACUAAACCGGGCGAAAACCCCUUUGACCUUGGCGGCAUGCAGAACAUGCAGCAAAUUAUGGGCUACAGCAUUGCCGAAUGGCUCCUACCCCUCAAGCACAGUCCAUGCACUGACCACAGCAGCCAGGAAAGCGAAUUCCCUAUGGGGCCUGUCGUGGCUCGUCUGAAGCAGGAAGCCGGCUUGGCCCCGGCGCGCAAUGGAUCGAGUUCCGCCCGAUCUGCGAAACACCGGCUCCGACGCAAUGGGCAUACAUAG
Molecule: messenger RNA, 1296 nt
Organism: Penicillium chermesinum
Lineage: Eukaryota; Fungi; Ascomycota; Eurotiomycetes; Eurotiales; Aspergillaceae
Product: DHHC family palmitoyltransferase
Exons: 5
Coding region: 1-1296 (431 amino acids)
Biological process (GO): protein targeting to membrane; peptidyl-L-cysteine S-palmitoylation
Cellular component (GO): Golgi apparatus; endoplasmic reticulum
Molecular function (GO): protein-cysteine S-palmitoyltransferase activity
Source: RefSeq, a predicted model, not a curated record